UCUACCCACGGGGACGAAGUCGCGGGCAACAGCUAGUAUUUUAUAAAUGUAACUAUCAGAAGCAAAGUAACAAGACUGAUUAAAACUUAAUAAAAUUUGAAGGGACCAAAUUUUACCUUUGCGGUGGAGAGGAGUACGCCGAGAGAAAAAAAUAACAUCAAAAUUUAGAAAAACACCAAGGUUCAGGACGCUAUUAUUAAAAUGAAAAAGAAGGUUAACGACUUUUUUAAGUAUACUGCAUAGAGUAGUAGUGCAAGGAAUAUACAUAUUAUGUUUUGAUUGUUGUUCGAAUGAAAAACUUUAUUAUUUUUAAUAAAUACGCAUACAAUGCUUUUGUAUCAGGGUUCGAUCGGAUUUCAUAAUGUCCAAUUGUAAAGGGUAUUGUGCCGUUGUAUCCGCUAAGGCUUAAGCCAAGCCUUGAGAGGUUCACAAUGUAGGUAUAACGUUCUAUGGAUAAUUUCCAUCACCUUUGUUCUAGAUAAUGGACUAUGUCUUCAUCUAAAGCCUUGACAAACAAAGGAUUUAUCGUAACGAAGUCAGUCGGACCAACAGACCGAUUUUGGUAUGGAUUGAGCUAACGAAGUAUUAACACAUGGCCUUCUAUUUGCCAAAUUGCUUCAGAUGAAAGGUAUACGCUUAUAGAGAUAACGAAAGACUCGUUGGCAAGAUGUCAGAAAGAACUUGUUAAGUUAGAUGAACGAUUUUCUAAUUAUUGAGCAUUGUUCUCAAAACAGAACAGUCAAUGGGGGGUUGACGUCCAUAAAAUUGGAUGAAGAUGAACAAAUAGCAAAAAAGAAAUAGGACCUUAUCUAACUAAAUCUCAAUUGUUAUAUUUGUUGUAGAGAUACGCGAUUGGAGUCAACAGUGCAAUCAGUAGCUUUCAUAAUUUAGUAGUUUAGCUUUUAAAUACUGUUGUUUUUAAAGCAUUGUUCCUAAAAUUACAAUAAACAAAACUAAAACAUAAGCAACAGAAAAACAUAACAAAACUACAUGAAAGAAAGAAGGUUCGAAAUCAAAGAGAACAUUAAUACGCUGUCAAAACCAAAAUCCAUCUAUCAAUGUCAUAUAGUGACGUUUGAUAAUUAAUUUACAUUGGAUCACAGGGAUGUAAAAUUCAAAGAAAUGAUACCUACACAGCGGAGUGAAUGAGAAAUGAUCAUCAUUUACUUUGUUACAAUACUUUUACAAUGUCUGAAUGCCGUCUAUUUAUACGACUACGAUGAACAAUCGUCUAGAUCUCGGCUCCCCGUCGCCGAAGAACUUGAAUUUGAGCCAAUUAUGACCUUAACGAAGGAUAAAGAGAAACUUGUUGUGAUGAAAAACAUCAAUUGUGAUGAUUUCUCGAAAUACGCAAUCAAUUGUACCGUGGAAGCAGCUCUCAUGUAUAACUCCAGUAGAAAGUCGCCACCGAUGCCAGCCAAGAUCAGCGAUUGGUGCAAAGCAAUCCGCCACCUUACAAAUUGCGCUAUAGACUGGAACUCGGAUUGCAAGGAUGUGACCGAGAGCCACUUCAACGAGGAAAGCAUUCGAGGGCACAUGCACGUAGUUACCAACGUGUGUGACGACGAAUGGUUUCUCUCGAGGUACGACGUAUUACCAGUUUGCAUUGACGGGGCUUCGGAUGCUUGGGAAGCCUGCUAUUCAGUAUUCAAAUCAUUAGUCGACGACCAAAAGAAUACAACGCACGAAUGGACCCAUUUUGAGACACACUUUUACAUGUGUUGUGCCCGAGCGCAGUUUCGCCGAUGCACGUUAGACUCACUUUUUGACAUGCCUGAAAUCUGUCCCUACGAGCAAGCGGUCACGUUGCAGAAAUUUUCAGUAAUUGUCUCUGAAGGCGAUGUUUUUCAGGAUUGCGAUCAGAAUGUGAUGUACACAAACUGUCCUGGCGGGGAUCCACGGCCAUCAGGCAAGUCCUUAGCCAAGCUCAUGAACGCUGAUGCGUUCAAUGCAAUUCACAGUAGUUCACACAAUCAUGCUGUUGACAUUUGUAUUGUGCUGCUCACUAUGUUUUGUGGCCUGUUUAUAUAAAACUGUUGUUGCGUGA
This is a messenger RNA of Trichoplusia ni (cabbage looper), 2047 nucleotides long. RefSeq lists its product as uncharacterized. The transcript has 6 exons. Bases 1153 to 2031 code for a protein of 292 amino acids. The record is from RefSeq and is a predicted model, not a curated record. NCBI's taxonomy places the organism in Eukaryota, Metazoa, Arthropoda, Insecta, Lepidoptera, Noctuidae.